AAAACGGGAAAUUGCGCAUGCGUAGUCCUGCUUUUCUGGGUCUGGCGACUUCUGGUCGGAUGGUGGGAUGUUGCGGGUAGUGAGGACAUGCCGUUCAGGGUACUGGCAAAGGGGGAUCACCACUCAACAGUUUCCAACUGCUUCUGAUAUGCCAAUAAAGCUAGAAAAUCCUUACAAAGUGCCUCCCAAGAAGUGCAUUUUGUGUGGCAUUUCAGUGGAUUACAAGAAUGUACAGCUUUUAUCCCAGUUCAUCUCUCCAUAUACAGGUCGUAUUUUAGGCAGACAUAUAACUGGUUUGUGUGGAAAGAAACAAAAAGAAAUUUCUAAGACCAUCAAAAAAUCCCAGCGGAUGGGAUUUAUGUCGGUGACUUUGAAAGACCCAGCUUUUAUAAAGGAUACAAACAUUUGUGAUUACAAACUGUGGGAAUAAUGUAUUAAUCAUAUGAUGUUUUGCAAUUAUAUUCCAAAAAUAAACUAGAUUAAAUUAA
Molecule: messenger RNA, 488 nt
Organism: Hypanus sabinus (Atlantic stingray)
Lineage: Eukaryota; Metazoa; Chordata; Chondrichthyes; Myliobatiformes; Dasyatidae
Gene: mrps18c
Product: mitochondrial ribosomal protein S18C
Exons: 6
Coding region: 68-430 (120 amino acids)
Biological process (GO): mitochondrial translation
Cellular component (GO): mitochondrial small ribosomal subunit; ribosome
Molecular function (GO): small ribosomal subunit rRNA binding; structural constituent of ribosome
Source: RefSeq, a predicted model, not a curated record